This is a messenger RNA of Abrus precatorius (Indian licorice), 988 nucleotides long. RefSeq names its product guanosine deaminase-like. Gene Ontology annotation, molecular function: tRNA-specific adenosine deaminase activity; zinc ion binding; guanosine deaminase activity. The transcript is spliced from 4 exons. The coding region runs from base 458 to 808 and encodes 116 amino acids. The record is from RefSeq and is a predicted model, not a curated record. Gene Ontology annotation, biological process: purine nucleoside catabolic process; tRNA wobble adenosine to inosine editing. NCBI's taxonomy places the organism in Eukaryota, Viridiplantae, Streptophyta, Magnoliopsida, Fabales, Fabaceae.
UCUCCAUCAAAUUAUCUUCAAUUCUUGUCAUUAGCAUCUUCAACUGUUUUUCAUUUUCGUUGUAAAAGCAAAUGAGGGUCACAAAAUAGAAACUGCUUUAUAUAUCGCAAUUCAAAAUAACGCCAUCUUUUGCUACGCUUUCGUUGAUAUUUCUGCAAGUGAAGUAGAUCUUGAUGUGAUUUGUUGUGUCUAAGUUGAACUUUUAACUAUACAAGAGUUAUGGUUUGUUUGUUGUCUCGUUUGUGAUAUACAUCUGUUUGUGUUCUCUUGAUUUUCUGAUUUGGCAUACUGAAGAAGAAUACCUGAAUCAUUGGAUCUAAACUCUGUACAAGAUAGAGACCAAAAGUUCAUAACAAAAGCAGUCGAAGAAGCAUAUAAAGCGGUGGAAUGUGGUGAUGGACGCCCAUUUGGUGCAGUUAUUGUUCGAAAUAAUGAAGUAGUUGUAAGCUGUCAUAACAUGUCUCUAAGAAACACUGAUCCCACUGCUCAUGCCGAGGUUACUGCUAUCAGACAGGCUUGUCAAAAGCUUAAUCAACUUGAGCUCUCUGACUGUGAAAUCUACGCAUCUUGUGAGCCUUGUCCAAUGUGCUUUGGUGCAAUUGUUAUAUCAAAAAUCAAGAGAUUGGUUUAUGGAGCUAAAGCAAAAGCUGCAAUAGCAAUUGGAUUUGACAAUUUUAUUGGCGAAGCUCUAAGAGGCGCUGACUUUCAUCAAAUUGCCCACUUGGAGAUUAAAAAGGCCGAUGGUGCUGCUGCUGCAAUUGCAGAACAAGUAUUUGAGAAGACGAAAGACAAAAUUACUCUCAGCUGAUUGCUAUAGUCAAAGUGAUCACGAUGAACUAAUGUAACAUAUGUUCAUGAAUUGAAGAAAUGUCUUAUUUGCGUGCUAUUAUGUUGGUGUUAAUCUGUUUUUAACCUGAAUAAUUGCAGAAGAUUAUUAUCAUGGAUAUGUUAAGUUUAUGAAUCACCAACAUCUUUGAUUGUUUUGACA